AUGGAACAAGCAGAGUAUUUUUUUACGACUUUCGUGGCAAAUUUUACCACAAUAUAACUUUUUAGCUCUUAUUUUUUAGGUAGCUGAUGGAACAACCCAGUUGACCCUGUGGAAUCCGACGAGAUCCUGCGCACGGAAGACGACACAUCAGAUUUUGAGGACCAAAUUGAAGCGAGUUUGAACGUUGAGUUGGGUUUCAGCGACGAUCAGGUAUGUUUUUCUUGUUGUUCUUGAAAUUUAGGUAUGAAAAUUGAAAAAGAAGUAGAAAAGUUUGUUGAUGCUCUAGUAUAAGGCGUGAAAUUAAAGCCUUGAGCUUUUGAAGUUUAAUAAAAGUGGAAAUCAGCCAUUAGUGACCUAGAAAUUACUGGAUUUGGCAAUAAAUCUCAAUUUUUUUUAGGAAAAUCCGUCGGAAGAAGCCGAAGAACUUCUUGAAAAUGAUGUGAACAAACUCGAAAUUCCUUCAGAAAUUACAGAACAGCUAGAAGCCAUUCGGAAAAUCGCAAUUUCUCCUCAAAAACAGCUCGUGGAAGAGGUCUUGGCUCAAAAUCAAUGUUCUUCGAUCGACAAUAGGCAAAGAAGAAAGUAAGUGGUAACCGUUAAAAUAAUGUGGUUUUAGGCGACACAUUGAACAACAACCUGGUCCCCGCAUCGAAGAAUAA
This is a messenger RNA of Bursaphelenchus xylophilus (pine wood nematode), 659 nucleotides long. NCBI's taxonomy places the organism in Eukaryota, Metazoa, Nematoda, Chromadorea, Rhabditida, Aphelenchoididae. The record is from the annotation of a GenBank genome assembly.